Molecule: messenger RNA, 1551 nt
Organism: Patella vulgata (common limpet)
Lineage: Eukaryota; Metazoa; Mollusca; Gastropoda; Patellidae
Product: ran guanine nucleotide release factor
Exons: 6
Coding region: 282-851 (189 amino acids)
Biological process (GO): heart contraction; regulation of membrane depolarization; protein import into nucleus
Cellular component (GO): nucleus
Molecular function (GO): sodium channel regulator activity; guanyl-nucleotide exchange factor activity; transmembrane transporter binding
Source: RefSeq, a predicted model, not a curated record
UGGAUGCACCCAAGAUGUCAGCGCCGAGUAGCUUGCGAAACAAUCCAUCCAGUUUAACCUGAAAUAUUCUGGAUAUAACCACCAGGAACCAACACAAUCGUGACGAACUGCAUACGUUGUUAUAUAUAGGCUAACGCGACAAUAAAAGUCUUUUGACUUUGAUGAAAUAAGAUCUGCUUCAUUUUCGUUUAUAAAUAAAGAAGACAAAUGUCAUUUUUUUAGUAUGAUUUAGAUGACCAGAAACUGUUACGGUACUGUUAGUGUUAUCAACAACUUCAAAGAUGAAUUAUUCACAAACAGAGCAGAAGUUAUAUGGUGGUGCUAUGAGUGUUGUUUUACCACCCCAGUUUGUUGAUGUCAGUUGUUUUCGAGAAAUUCCUGAUAAUCAAGAAGUAUUUGCCCACAGUCUUACAGAUCAGAGCAUUAUUGUUGACAUAUUAGAAUAUAUCACUGAACCAGAUCAGCAAGCCAUACAAUCACAUUUUCAAGAAGUUGCUGACAGUAAUGGUGCCAGUAAUAAUGAAAUAACCAAAAUAAUCAGUGUGGACGAAGUUCCAAAAGACGAAAUUUCUAUGCCAGAGUGUGAAAAGGUUUACUAUAUAUUGGGUCAACAACAUGUGGCCAAAUAUAAUGAAACAGCUAAAAAUAUCAUCAACCUUCAUCUUGGUUUAUUCCGACUACCUAUGUAUGGAACAGAUAUACUGGUUACCUUUAAUGAUCCAAUUAACAUUAGCCCAGAAAGUAGCAGCCACAAGCCUGUACCAACAUCAGCAACAAGAUGGACAGAUUCUGAUUUUAAACACAUUAUUAAAUCAUUACAGAUUCUGGACACUGGUCUGUUUGGUCAGUGAUAGAAAUUAAACGAGAACUGCUUCUUAUCAAAUUUCCUGCAUACAGGACACACUGAGCCAAAUUGGGAGCCCUACUGUGUACUAAUGUGUUCUUAAUGAUAUGAUGCUAUCAUCAGAGAUCUCUUCCCAAGAAUUUGGUAUAUUCCUGGAAUGUGGGGCUAUUUGAAUUCUACAGCACAGCAUGCCAUAUGGAAUUGAAUUGUUUUAAUUGUCUUGUUGAUACUCUACUUCAUUCAUUUUGAGACUAGCAUAUUGUACAAUUUGGCCCAAUAAAUUACAACUGCAAUGGGAUGUUUUACCUGCACUAACUUUAUUACCCAGAAAGAGGUAGAGUGCUUGUUAAAAACUUGGUGUAUUUUGUGACCUGGGGUGGGAUGUAACAGCAGUGAUGCAGUAAUUAUUAUAAUAAUAAUAUCAACAAGAAAUAAGACUACAUUAACUGAAGAAAAUCCUUUUUUAAAUGUUCACACCUGCUUAUUAUGAAUAAAAUCAUAAUAUAUUCUAACAUCGCACCACCCUGGUCAUGUUUAUAUGAAGAUACAUAGUGGGACUCGCUCUGAGCUGAUACUCCACUCACUGUGAAAAUGGUUUGAUUUAUUAUUAACCGCUCUGGGGUACCAUACAUGCUGGAUUAUAUAAUUAGUGAAAGUAGCCAAACCUAUUUUUUGAUUGAGGUUAAAAUAAAGUAUUGGGGAUUCGA